Dendronephthya gigantea is the source of this 2402-nucleotide messenger RNA. RefSeq lists its product as uncharacterized. The transcript is spliced from 6 exons. Bases 214 to 2127 code for a protein of 637 amino acids. The record is from RefSeq and is a predicted model, not a curated record. NCBI's taxonomy places the organism in Eukaryota, Metazoa, Cnidaria, Anthozoa, Malacalcyonacea, Nephtheidae.
UAUGCAAGCUGGAAUCGAUCCUGAAACAAUACGAAUUCAUCAAAUAAUUGUAUUCGAAAACUGUACACAGCUUGUUCAAAAAGAUUAAGGACUUCUGUUGUAGUAAAUCCAUUAAAACAGUUCUUGUAUGUCCUUGGGUAUACAUCUAUCAUCAACCAUCAGUUAUCAGACACGAGUCGCGCAUGUGAUACGUGUUGUGAUACGUACAGUAAAAUGGCACUGCCGUUUCAAGACAGGCAAAGACCUGACGAAGCUACUAAUCGCUACCAUAGUUUUAGAAAUGACUUUGAUACCGUCACUGUUUUAGGAUUUUCUAGUUAUGUUCAUCCAAAUCAAAUUGUGGACUUUUUUACAUCGAAAGAGGGGCAUUGUUGGUGCGUUUCAAUAAAUAAUUAUCCCCCAAGGGUUGUGCUUCGAUUCAGUUCGCCCAUCGUAGCUCAGAGAAUCGUCUUAAGGUAUGACAAUGCUAAUGUUUUUGGCCAAAGGCUUAGAGUAGUUCCAGCAAGUAUUCACAGAGAACAAGAAAAUGAAAGAAAUAUUUUACAGCCUGUCAGAAUUUCACCUGCAUUGUAUGGUUCAUAUACACCCCGCAUAUUCCCAAAACAUGUUCAGACUCUUCAACUUCUCCAGCCAAAUUCAAUGGCUAUGUCAGUGGUUAAUAAUGGAACAUCAUUUUUAAAACUGGCAAAGGUCUUUCUUGUUCAAAAAGCUCUGCAGGAUGGCAAAAUCCAAAACCCAAGAAAAAUCGAGACACCUUUAUUACAAAAUCAAGGAUUUCAAUCACCAAUGCUGGGAAACACACCAAACAGAAGUACAUUGUUAGACACUCGUCAUCAGAAUUAUAACAAGAAUAAUCCAUGGAAACCUUCAAGUUGUACUGGAAAUUUGCAAAAGAAUACAAGCAAGGAAAGUUUAACAAGCAAGAGCAAAGCAGAUGAAAAAAGUUCCCUGGCAGGUAACAAGAAGACUGCAAAUGAUUGUGAUGAAGGGAUACGCUCGAAAGAUCAAACCAUCAUCAACAAAGAGGAAGAUAAAAAAGUGAAAGAGGAAGAGAAGGGAGUGGUCAACAUAAUAAAGAAAGGAUCUCAGAUCAGUGACGGGCCUUUCAUAAGACGGAAGAGACGCAGAAAAAGUCGGGGGCGUAAGAAAAACAGUAUUAGUAGUAACACUGCAGCUGAUUUUAAGAAUUCCUGUUCAAAAGCUGAUCUUCCUGCUGAUAAGAAAAUCGUGAAAGGUAAUGAGGUAUUGAUGAAGGAAACAAAACAAUCUGUUGGCGUUGAAGUGAAAUGUCCAACAUCGGGAGAAAAAGAGAUAGAUGCAAGAUGUCGAAAAACUGCACAGAGUUCUGGCAAAAAUUGUGGCAUUAUGGCAGCCGUAAGCGAUAACAAUGAUAAUCACACUGAAAGGAAGACUCUAACGCAUUCAGAUAAUAGUCACACGAAAACAAGAGAUCAGUGUGAGGAAAACAACGUGAACGUUUCAGAUAUUAAAUCAAGCAAUUGCCCAGUCGAUGGCAGUAGGAACAAAUGUGAUAAGGACGAGUGUAAACAGUCUGUUAUUGUAAACAAGGAGAGUAAUACGGCUAAAAAUUGUUGUCUUUAUAACAAGGACGAUGGUAGUGGGUUAGGGACUACUAAGAAAUGUUCAACUGAUAGCAGCUACAAGAAAUUUAGUGGUGGGAACAAAAGUGAUAAAGCCGAUCAGCAGAGUUCUGGUGCUGGCAUGUACACUUCAAAAGGUAAAGGUUGCGGCAAGAAUAAUGAAUCAAGCAAAAGUAUGCCAAAAGAUAAAGGUUUCCUAAAAAGCAGUAUGACAAAUAUCAGUCAGGAGACAAACACGAAUGGUGAUGGUAUUAGGACGAGCAUUACCAAAGGAAAGCUGGAAGCAACACAUGGUUUUCCGAAAGCAAGCGGCAACAAGAAUAGUGUGCCACAAAGAAACAUGGCGACUGAAAAACAUUGGGUUAACACAAGUCGUGGUAAAGGCAGCCAAAAACGAAACCAAAGUGAUGUUGCUGGUUUAAAAAAAAUAAGCAGGGUGAAAGUAACGGCCAUAACAAAUGUAAGUCAAAAUAUAUUAAGAGCAGUCUUAAGAACGACCGCUAUAUUGUGGGAAAGGAUUCAAUGACAAGUAACAACGCGGGACAAGGUACAUCAGGUAGCAGAAAACCUGCGAAAGACGUCGUACCUUCGGCCAAAAUUAGCCUGCAAAACAGCGAUAGUAAAAAACCCAGAAAAACUCAAAACGUGCCAAAUCCUAAAACAUCUUCAAAAGCCAACCAAAAGAAAUACGAAGGGGAUCAAAUGAAGGGUACACCGACAGAGGAUAGCUUGGAAACGAUCUCUGAUAAAAAUACAUCAAAUAAUAGCAGUCAGACGAGAAUCGACAUUCAGAAUGCAACA